AUGGAACUAGUUGCAGAAUACGCCCAACAUGAUCGCUACCAGCGUUCAAAAUCUCCACAGGCAUCCCAACCCCAGCUAUUGUCAUUUGCAUAUGUCGAGCAGAUGCAGAGCGGAGCGCCAGCGACGCGAACGCAAUCGCUUCGAUCUCCAAGACCUUCUUCGACACCAAGAUAUGGGAGCAAGUCACGCUUCCCAAUAUCGACGGCAAGAGUCAGUUGGAAGAAGCUUCCACCAUCGAUCCUGAAUCUCAUCCUGGAUCAUCUGAGAUAUCUCCAUCUGAGCCCCGGAUCUUCGUCAUGCUCGACAUGCUACAUGAGGGAUUUGACUUCGGUACAGCUGACGUGCAAGACAUGGUUUUCCGAUGCACAACGAAUUCUGUAUACCAACAUACAGAUCAUCGGCCAGGAUGAUAUCUCGAUGCUUCGAAAAUGGAGAGUCUCGCGGGCAGCGCGCCUGAUACGCCUGCGGUCGACGCUGCGUUCAAGACCACUUCUCGCUGCGCUGGUCAGGACACUACACGUGCCAGAUCCUCAUAUACCAAUUUAUACGGCCAGUGGCAGCCCAAACCCCGAAUAUGAUGCCUACCUCUGCACGAUAGCGUCCCUCGUCAUGGAAUGCCCCAAUCUGGAAGCCUUGACGGGAUUCGUUGCGUUCUACAAUCACACAUUUGACAGGCUGACGCACGCUCUAUCGACGCGGACGAAGCUACGCCAGCAUGUCUGGGUCAUCGCCGAGAAUGAAGAUGUCAGCGUGCGAAGUCAGACACAACUGCCGCCAGGUCUUCUGGACGCCCACCAGAUCUACCAGUUCGAGCUUUACCAUCGGCGGUGGAAUUGCCUCGAAACACUGAUGCUAUGCUCACCAGGUAGCCUUGGAGUGAUCGAGCACGAGUUAUUCAUUCGUGUCCUGCACUCCUUACCAGCUUUGCGUAACUUAUGCAUAUCUUCCUUCGACGCCGAUGAUUUUCAUGACAUGACACUACUUUCACUCCCGCCGUGGGUUACCACGCUACGGCUGGAGGAGUGCUCGGGGGUCACAGAUGCAGGGUUGAUGCAGUGGGCAGCGAGCCCGAAUGCGGCGCAGAUUGAGCGGCUGAGUCUGAUCCAUCAGAAUGUCACCAGUUUGCUGACACUGUCGAAGAUAUUUGCCAGCAUGGGUCGCCUGUGGAAGUUCACCAUCUUGCAAACUGAUGUCGUGCCAUCCUGGCCCAAGGAGGUGGGAGUCCUGUUCCAGCCAGUUCUUGCCUCGGGGUCUCUGAGAUUUCUUCAUUGGGAUAUUCUAUCCCGAUCUCCAGAAGCUCUUUCAGACCACCACAGCUAUGCUUCUGAAGCUGGACGACAUUUGCCAAACAUGCAACUUGCACUCUCAAUCUCCCACAACGGCUUCCCUUCGUUGAGGCAGCUACGCGCUCCUCGAGAUAUCUCCCCGCCUGGCGCUCUGCAAACAGUUUGCCAGAUGAUGGGUGAUGAUAACAUCCCUUUAGACGACCGCGUCUUCUAUCAUCAGCAGAGUUUAUCCAGAUCGAACUCCUUACAAGUAGCUCGUCUGCGCGCCCGGGGAAUUGCUCACCAAAUCAGCACACGGGGACUGAAUUCUGUUCUCCCGCAAGGCCUUCAAUAUUCAACCAUGCCAGCUUGGAGCCAUGAGCCAGAUCCAGCACAAAUACUCGAUGGCGAAGAGCCAGUUUCCACUUCUACUUACUGGGAGCCAGCUGCCUCCCACGCUUACAACCAAAGUAAAACCGCUCUUCCUUUUGACCAGAACACAGUCCACGAGCUGGUUUCGCCCAUUUCUCCCAGUACUUACCACUUUUCGCCACUGGCGCCGGAUGAUGGUAUCAUCUCUCCGAUUACGGCAGAGCGGGAGGAGAGACGUUGGUACAACGAGGAUCCAGACAGGGAAGGCGUGGUAGGAUCCCAACAAACCGGUGUGUUCUUUCAGAGAUUGACACAUUCGGAGUCUACCUGGCAGCAGGCUCCAAGCGACGAGGACGUGUGCACCUGUAAUGAGUGCACCUGCGAUGAUUGGGAAACUCAAAACGUCGAAGGGAGAAGUUGUGUCAUCUCGCCGCCGCCACGUAGUCCUCUCCGGGUUGCACCCCGCAUUACAAGUCUUGGUUCGUCUGCCCGUGGCUAUCCUGCAGAUGACAAUUAUCCCGAAUCACAGUUGAUGGGCUGGGGAGGGUCUCUGGUCCCGACUGGCCCAGCGAGAGCUAGCCAGUCCUACCGUCCCACCUUCUACCUCCAGCCAGACAUUGCAGGACCGGAUGAGAACGGUGGCCUGGUCGGAUGGGCCGAGCUCCUGAAUAUCCGUGAAAAAGCUAAAGUACGCACGAAUGACGCGAGCGCUGCAAGAUCCGACAGACAUGAUGUCCAACCAGCCGAAGAUGACGGCAACCAUGACGAUGACAAUGGCGAUGGCCAAGGGAGAACAGAGAAUAUGUGUACGGGCUCCUGGAACCGACACAUUGAUUCCGAAGAACGACCCGAUGAACUUGGCGCCGUCGUGAAGGUCCUAUCUGCGCCAGCGCCGUCCAUAACGAGCGCCGCCGCUGGCAGCAAGAAAGGCCGACCGAGGUCGAAAUCGAAAUCGACCUUCAAGUCAUCAUCCUCGAGACUGAGUUUGUCUCUGGGCCUUCGAGGCUCGAAGGAAAAGAUAACCAACGAGACGGCGUGGAGGCAUGUCGCACGCCACAAAGGGGACAGGGGCGGAUGUGUGACUGCCUCGGAUUUCUUCUAG
Molecule: messenger RNA, 2739 nt
Organism: Fonsecaea multimorphosa CBS 102226
Lineage: Eukaryota; Fungi; Ascomycota; Eurotiomycetes; Chaetothyriales; Herpotrichiellaceae
Exons: 2
Coding region: 1-2739 (912 amino acids)
Source: RefSeq, a predicted model, not a curated record